Pseudozyma flocculosa PF-1 is the source of this 1062-nucleotide messenger RNA. RefSeq lists its product as uncharacterized. Bases 1 to 1062 code for a protein of 353 amino acids. The record is from RefSeq and is a predicted model, not a curated record. The transcript is spliced from 2 exons. Lineage: Eukaryota; Fungi; Basidiomycota; Ustilaginomycetes; Ustilaginales; Ustilaginaceae.
AUGGCUCCCACCGCCGCCAACCCCAAGGACUGCCCCGUCUAUGACCCCAAGAACAUGGUCUUCCGCCGCCUCGGCUCGUCGGGCCUCCGCGUCAGCCUGUUUUCGCUCGGCGGCUGGCUCACCUACGGCGGCACCGUCAACGAGAACGAGACGCAGGAGAUUAUGAAGCUCGCCUUUGAGAACGGCAUCAGCACCUUUGACACCGCCGAGGUCUACGCCCAGGGCCAGUGCGAGGUCGACAUGGGCAAGGCGAUCCGCAACCUCAACCUCCGCCGCUCCGACCUCGUCCUCAUCUCCAAGAUCUUCUUUGGCACCGGCGGCAAGGACCCCAACGCCCGCGGCCUCUCGCGCAAGCACAUCAUCGAGGGCGCACACGCCUCGCUCGCGCGCGCCGGCCUCGACUACUGGGACGUCCUCAUGGCCCACCGCCCCGAUCCCACGGUGCCCAUGGAGGAGAUUGUGCGCGCCUUUAACCGCCUCAUUGAGAGCGACAAGUGCUUCUACUGGGGCACCAGCGAGUGGAGCGCCCAGCAGAUUGAGGAGGCCCACGCCGUCGCCGCCCGCCUCAACCUCAUCCCCCCCGUCGCCGACCAGUGCCAGUACAACAUGUUCCACCGCGAGCGCCUCGAAAAGGAGUACGACUCCCUCUUCCAGAACCACAGCUUCGGCACCACCAUUUGGUCGCCCCUCGCCUCGGGCCUGCUGACGGGCAAGUACAACGACGGCGUCCCCAAGGGCUCGCGCUUCGACACCAACCAGGACUUUUUCAACGAGACCGUCAAGUCGCUCCAGACGCCCGCCGGCCAGGAGAAGAUCGCAAAGGUCAAGAAGCUCACCGAGAUUGCCGACAAGCUCGGCGUCAAGGUGACCAACCUCGCGCUCGCCUGGUGCGCCAAGAACCCCAACGUGUCGACCGUCAUCCUGGGCGCGUCGAAGCCCGAGCAGAUCGUCGAGAACCUCAAGUCGCUCGAGCUGCUCGAGAAGCUUACGCCCGAGCUCAUGGAGCAGAUUGACGAGAUCCUGGCCAACAAGCCCGCGCCCGUGUCGACCUACGGCAGGUAA